Molecule: messenger RNA, 4495 nt
Organism: Penaeus indicus
Lineage: Eukaryota; Metazoa; Arthropoda; Malacostraca; Decapoda; Penaeidae
Product: phosphatidylinositol transfer protein beta isoform-like
Exons: 9
Coding region: 211-1023 (270 amino acids)
Biological process (GO): phospholipid transport
Cellular component (GO): cytoplasm
Molecular function (GO): phosphatidylinositol binding; phosphatidylcholine intramembrane carrier activity; phosphatidylinositol transfer activity
Source: RefSeq, a predicted model, not a curated record
GUGAGUGGCACCACCUGCGCCGGCGGCCGCUCUCCCGUCGCCGUUCAGCCAUUGCAGGGGAAGGGACACGCCACCCUAUGUGCCUGUGAAAAGCCUCCUUACUCACACGUUGUCUGGCCCCUAGAAAGAGAGAAAGAAAGAAAGAGAGAGAGAGAGCGAGAGCGAGAGAGAGGGAAAAGGAAAAAAGGAGAAAGAGAGGAGACGGAAAAAAUGCUCGUCAAGGAAUUUCGGGUUAUCCUGCCAGUCACAGUCGAAGAGUACCAAGUGGCGCAGCUGUACAGUGUUGCGGAGGCGAGCAAAAAUGAGACGGGAGGAGGAGAAGGAAUUGAGGUGCUCAAGAACGAACCCUUCGACAAUUACCCUCUCCUCGGGGGCAAAUACUGCAAGGGCCAAUACACCUAUAAAAUAUACCAUCUCAAAAGCAAAGUGCCAGCGUACAUACGGCUGCUUGCGCCUGAGGGAUCGUUAGAGGUGCACGAAGAGGCCUGGAAUGCCUACCCCUACUGCAGGACGGUCAUAUCGAACCCAGGUUACAUGAAGGAUGCCUUUUACGUCACAAUUGAGACCCUCCAUGCCCCAGGCCAUGGUGAUAUGGAGAAUGCCCACGAACUAACUGGAGACAAGCUGAAGAUGCGAGAGGUUGUGACCAUCGACAUUAGCAACGACCCAGUCAAGCCAGCUGACUACAAGCCCUCCGAAGACCCCACGAAGUUCAAAUCGGAGAAGACAGGGCGAGGACCUCUGGUAGGACCCCAGUGGUGGAAGAAGUGUGAUCCCGUCAUGACCUGUUACAAGCUGGUGACAUGUGAGUUCAAGUGGUUUGGACUCCAGACGCGCAUUGAGAAGUUUAUUCAGGAUGUUGAACGAAGACUUUUCACCAAUUUCCAUAGGCAAGUUUUCUGUUGGAUGGACAGAUGGCACGGACUGACCAUGGAAGACAUUCGGCGAUUGGAAGACAAGACGAAGGAAGAACUUGACCAGCAAAGACAGGUUGGCGAGGUGCGAGGAACGAAGGGCGAAUAAACCCAUGCGGCACUCCACUCCGGCAACACAGAAAGACGCAAGCUGCCAGACGAAGAUGGACUAUCCACUCAAGUUGAGAGAUCAAUCAUUCAGCACUAUAGGAAAUAUUGGGUCUAUUGCAAUCGUUGAUUUCAUUGAUCUGCAUCCAGUAGAUUCAUAAGGAAUAGGGAGGAGAGAGAAUAAGUUAUAAGGGGAGACUGAGUGAAGAGGUCGUGACAUUGAAAAACCUUCUCUUUCCUCUUUGAGUUGGUGAGAUAUGAGUGGUUGUUUUUUUUUUAUAUAUAUAUUUCCAGUAGAUCAAAAAUCAGAGUUGUUACUUUGUUAUGUCUCUGAGGAUUUGGUUUCAUGAUCUGAGUCUGUAACAUGUCCUCCACUUCCAUCAUAAGGAGCUUGUUAAUCAUGUUUCAUAAAUUAUUGUAUUUGGUAGAGUUGCCAUAGGAAUACAGCAUGCGUUCAGUAUUAUCUAAUGACAGUUCAGUCUUAAUUUUUGAUAAAAAAACAAAAAUCUUCAACCCCACUUUUAAUAUGAUGCCAAAAAAGAUAAGAUAAAAAGAACAAGAAUAAGAGGGAAAAGGUAGUAAUUAGUAGAUAGGAUAAGACAAAGAAAUAUCUGGGACUGACCAGUUUGAAAAAUACAAAAAGAUAAGACUAGAGGAGUCAUAAUUUAUGAAUGAAUGAUUUAUGAGUAAAUCAUUCAGGCAUGCUUAUGAAAAGUGAAGGACUUUUCAAUCUGAAAACUUUGAAUCUCUGCUUUGUGAAGAAGUCUUUUGUCAUUUUUAGGUACUUUGUUGUUUUCUCCUUUUUAUUUCUGACUUAUUUAUUUAUUGAAAAUGUAUCCUUAGUUUUCCUGGUUUGAAUAACAAAGUAACUGUUAUCAUAUCUGACGUGGCUUUUGAUCAAAAUCAUAAGGUAAAAAUGAUGGCAAUUAAUAUUUUAAAACUUUUGUUAUUGUUGUUGUUAUUGUUACCAUUAAUAUAAUCAUUAUACUGAUGCUAUAUUUUGAUAGUAAUGAUGAUAUCAUUAUUAUGAUUUACUUUUUUCCAUUACCAUUUACCAUAUUUGUCAUGGUGAAGGGUACUUAGUAUGCAUAUAACUUAUUUGAUAAAACAUCUGUUAUGAGUAACUUAAGUUCUCCAUCGGGUACAUUACUGUCAUUGACUGAAUAUGAUAAAUACUGUUGCAUUUGUAAUAUUUCAUGUAAUGCUGAAUUGUUACCAAAUAUGGAAUUCCAAUGUACUCCCUUUCUCAAGUGAAGUGAGUUCUGCUCCUUGUUCAGAUCUGACAAUAAUGUAUAAAUGCUAGUCCCAUUACUUCACAAAACGUUGGGUAUAUUCUUUAUUUUUUUAGUUCUGAAAGUGAAAAAAGAAGCAAAGGGAAAUGAAAUCUCCAUCACUUGUUUUGUGAAGGCAUGGUCCUUUUAACAGUUUGUUCAGUGAUUUGUUAUGUGAUAUGAAUAUCUGUCACUUGUCAUUAGUUGAAACUCCAUAUCUCAAAACUUACGUUUUAUGUAGAAAUUGAUCAGAAAUUUGAAGCUAUAGAAUUACUAGUGGAAUGAUAGACACACAGUUGAGUGAAGUUGUUAAUUAUAUGAAUAUUAAUCAUAAUCUCGAUCAUUGCCAGUUCGGUGUGUUCUUCCCUCUUAGUUUCAAUAGGAGGGAAGGAAAACAAGCAAACAGGAAAUGAAGAGCGGUUAAUUAGGGCCGACUGGGUCUGUCUGAGGAAUUAUCGAACAUAGAGUAAGUUUAGUCGGUGAGUCGUGAUUGUUGUUCUGCCUGACAUGUGAUUAGUGUUUGUUUGAGUUGUUGAACAGGUUGGUGGUUGUGUUAGUUGAGAGAUUAACAGUAGUGUAUCCCUGUGCUGUUAAUGUAACGUGAUAACAGAGAAAAACUGUAGGUUGUAAAUGGAGAGAGCAAGUAUAUUUUCCUUUUAGGAUCCAAGCGAAGGAGAUUCGGUUAUUAUCCAGUGGCUUCAGAGAAAACAAAGUCUGGAGGUAACUUAGACAGCCUUGAGCAUGUCCACUCCCUACAUAGAACUGCAUUCAUCUAGAGGAGAAGUUUAGUAAGCUUACCAUUUAUUUGAGAAAAUAGACCUCAGGGCAAAGAUGAGAGGAGCUCUGCCGUAACCUUGCCUAGUUUGAGCCAGCAUUCUCUAACUUGACUUUAGGUGUUCAAACAAAUUUCCAUCGAGAACCAGUGUUAAGAAGACCUCCCCUUUUUCGCUGGUAAGUGUCAUUGGUUGGAAGAUUUCAUUUAGGGUAAUUAUAGGGUUCAGUACAGUAAAAACAGUGCUGGUUUUAUGAGAAAUCAUGUACUUUUGAAAAUCAUGAGUUCGUUGUAAUGAGAAAUUUAAGAGCAGGUAUAGGAAAUUCUGAGAUUAGUUUAUUAACAUCAUGUAUCAGAAGACUACUCAUGUCAUAGUAGAAAUAAAAUACCUGUGCCCACAUCCCCUCCAAACUCCCCUCUCCCUCCCUCCCUCUUUCCCUCCUUCCCUUCCCUUUCUUCCCUCCCUCCCUUCCCCUGUUUCCCAGAAAUGCACAUGGCUUUCAGAAAAGAUUAAAUCACUAGACCUGUAACAUUUCGGCAUUUUGAAUAGAAGUGGACAAUGUUUAGCACGGAACGAUUCUUUCGUCUUCUUCUUUUUCUCGUCUCAUUUUUCCCGCAUUUAGAAGAAAGUCAAUUAAUUACUGGGAAAUGUAGAUGUAACAUCAUUAGCUAGGAGUAAUUACAUUGAAGGUAGAGAGAUUCCUUCCAAGUUGCGUGUCUUUGGAGUGGUGGGUCUGUGCUAGGUUUCUCUCUAGGUUUUCACAUAUUGCUAAUAUCUAAUGAUGAUGUUUGUGUAACGUUUUGUUAUGUCUGUAAUAGACGAGACUUACAGAUUGUUAACGGAUGCAAGACUGUUGACAUUACUGUUGUUGAUGGAAUUUGCGUAUUCUCCGCUACGUUUCUGAGGCUGCUCAUUUUGAAAUAAUAAAAUGACCAAAAUGUUAGCAGGUUAAUGUUAUCAUCUGGGAUCAUAUGUAGUUCAAACUGUGUGCUUUUAGACUGAGCUAAGAUUUGUGAUAGCCUGUGUUCCCAUUUUGUUUCGGCACUAGAGGCUGACCCUUUCAGGAAUGCCGUUAAGUCUCCUAAUAGAUCUCAUGCCAUCACCCUCUGUGGAACAAAAGGAAUAGUGAUGAUCUAGUAGAUAUAGUAGACUGUUUUUAAAAGAUUUCUCUUAUUUUUAUGAUUGUUAUGAUUAUUUUUUUAUUUUCAUUUCUUGUCUAGAGAUAGAUUUCUAUUUUACUUUGCUCCAGCUGUUGAACAUAACACGUGUUGCAUAUUAGAGGCACUCACACGCAUUCCAGUCAUAGAUCUUCGUUGCUUCAGUUCUAACAGCUUGAUAUUCAAGUACCGACUACGCUCAUUUUUUGAGUUCAACGCGUGUAUUAAGUUAGCACAGUUGUAAAUAUGGAAAGCACCAGUGUUAAACAGAA